AAUUAGGGCUGUCUGCACCUUUCAAGGUCCUCUCACCGGACAGUGGCGUGACACGAUGAGGAGUCUGGCGCUGCUGUUAGGGGUGAAAGCCGCCUGCAUCCUGCUGGUGUCCUCGCUUUCGGGCACAGUGGCCGUCAACAACAGCGGCCGGUGGUGGGGUAUUGUCAAUGUGGCCUCCUCAUCCAACCUCCUCACCAAUUCCAAGAACGUGCAGUUGGUCCUGGACCCAAGCCUGGCCCUACUCAGUCGUCGCCAGCGCCGGCUGAUUCGGCAGAAUCCUGGCAUCUUGCACGCCAUCGCCGCUGGGCUGCACACUGCCAUAAAGGAGUGCAAGUGGCAGUUCCGCAACCGCCGCUGGAACUGUCCGACCACCCACAGCCCAGCAGUUUUUGGGAAAAUUGUCAAUCGUGGUUGCCGAGAGACAGCAUUUGUAUUUGCCAUUACCAGCGCAGGCGUGACCCACGCUGUGGCUCGCUCCUGCUCGGAAGGGGCCAUUGAGUCGUGCACAUGCGAUUACCGCCGCAGAGGUCCUGGAGGGCCAGACUGGCACUGGGGGGGCUGCAGCGACAAUGUAGACUUUGGCCGGAUGUUCAGCCGUGAGUUUGUGGACUCCAGCGAGAGGGGCAGAGAUCUGCGCUACCUCACCAACCUACACAAUAAUGAGGCUGGCAGAAUGACUGUGUCAUCAGAGAUGCGUCAGGAGUGUAAGUGCCAUGGCAUGUCAGGCUCCUGCACCGUACGCACCUGUUGGAUGCGCCUGCCCAGCUUCCGCACAGUGGGAGACUUCCUCAAGGAUCGGUUUGAUGGUGCAUCCAGAGUUGUUUAUGCCAACAAGGGAAGCAACCGAGCCUCUCACCGCGCCGACCCCCGGCAUCUAGAGCCUGAAAACCCGGCUCACAAACCCCCCUCUGCCAUGGAUCUGGUCUAUUUUGAGAAAUCACCAAACUUCUGCUCCUACAAUGGCAAAACUGGCACUUUGGGAACUUCUGGGAGAACAUGCAACAGCUCUUCUCCAGGCCUGGACGGGUGUGAGCUGCUCUGCUGUGGACGUGGGUUUAAGACUCGGACUGAGAGCGUGACUGAACGCUGCCACUGCACCUUCCACUGGUGCUGUCAUGUCAGCUGCUUGAACUGCACCAGCACACGAACGUUACACCAGUGUCUAUGAUCGCAGCUUGACACCAAGUGAAUAUUUAGGCGUACGUGAAAGGCGAAGAAGAACUUCUUAGCAAAACAGGUAGUUGGCUGAGAAAGCCACUAGAUAUUAUGUGGAAGCCAGAAGAGCUUCAAGGCGGGUAAAGUGAUACAGGGAACUCCCUGGCACAAAAAAAACAUCAAUCAGUGUUUAUGAAAGAGGGAGAUUGAGAAAAGCACAAAUAUAUGAACAGGGUACAGAGGGAGUAUAUGUGCUUACCCCUUGCCUUUGGUGCUUUACAGUAUUAAGAGAGUAUUUAAACACUAAAACCAUCCAUGUAGAAUAGAAAUCAUCCACAUCCCUCAAGUGUUUACACUGUGGAUAAAUAGGGACGAAAUGAAGUGGAGAAUCGAUUGCUGUAACCAGGUACUACUAGAGCCGCCUUCUCCCCCACUGAGGGCAGAAACUGGACACAAUGUUUCACAGAUGUUUCUGUGGCCAGAGAGCCACAAACAUGUGCUGUCAUAAACUGGUGAAGACCUCUAACAAGAGGGAGUUAU
Molecule: messenger RNA, 1695 nt
Organism: Plectropomus leopardus (leopard coralgrouper)
Lineage: Eukaryota; Metazoa; Chordata; Actinopteri; Perciformes; Serranidae
Gene: wnt1
Product: wingless-type MMTV integration site family, member 1
Biological process (GO): neuron differentiation; canonical Wnt signaling pathway; multicellular organism development
Cellular component (GO): extracellular region
Molecular function (GO): frizzled binding; cytokine activity
Source: RefSeq, a predicted model, not a curated record